This is a messenger RNA of Lates calcarifer (barramundi perch), 6091 nucleotides long. It is a transcript of the gene mcf2l2, whose product is annotated as MCF.2 cell line derived transforming sequence-like 2. The record is from RefSeq and is a predicted model, not a curated record. NCBI's taxonomy places the organism in Eukaryota, Metazoa, Chordata, Actinopteri, Centropomidae. Gene Ontology annotation, molecular function: guanyl-nucleotide exchange factor activity. Gene Ontology annotation, biological process: intracellular signal transduction. Gene Ontology annotation, cellular component: cytoplasm.
CAUGCACAGCCUAGCUCCAGGCACCAGGAUUUCUCUCUUGAAUCUAUUAAACCCCACCCAUCCAUCCACCCUCCCCUCUGUUUCUGUGUCUCUCCCCCCCAUGCUGCAGGCAGGUAUAGCAGCCCUCUGAUUCGUUUUCCCUCUCCGUGACUCAUCUUCUUUAUUAUAGCAAACAGAGCAUCAUCAAAGCAGCGGAAAGCAGGGCUUUCCUACCCAGAGCCUGAAGAGUGUUCCUGUAAGGGGAGUGGACUACAUAUAGGAGCAUCCUUUCUUUUUCUGGGUUUGCCCGGUCUCAAACCUGUCUUGCUUGUGAGGAUUAUUGUGUUUUUGACUCGGAGAUUAGGUUUGCCAGCAUUACAAAAAGGUCUGAAUAACUGAUUGAUAUUUUGCUGACUGGUUUGCUUUUUAAUUGUCAUUUCUGAGUGGCUGUUUUGUUCUGGGACAAAUUCACUCACAGACUGGAUCAUUUCUGACCACUGACGUUCUGAUUUUCUGACAGUUUCUUCAGUAACUAGUUUGCCCAUUGACAGGCUGACAAGCUAUCUCUUUUGUUCAGUAACUGACCAUGGUGUUUAUUUUCUGGUUGACUGGCUGAUAAAUUGACUUGCUGUUUUGAUCACCAAACACUGGCAGACUGUUUAUCUUAUCCACUGACUGGCUCGCUGAGCUACUUGCUGUUUUAGUCCCUGACUGGCUGUCUUGGUUAUUUCACCUGUGCCUAUCUUACAAGUUGAUUAUUUUACUCCCAGGUUUACUAGUUUACUGAAUGUCUGGGAGUAGCAUUAGCAUCACCAUCCUCAGGAUUUGUGACUGUUUGGAUAGAGGAGAAGAAAGGCUUGAUGAAAGAAAAAUAAAAAAGAAAGAAAGAAUUACAAACCAGAAACAGCAAAGCACAGAAGAAAACUUGGUGUGAGAAAAUUGGAUUAAGGAGCAAAAGCAGGGGGGAUUAUUGAAGAAGGAAGGGUGCCCAGGAGGCGUGGCAGCGGAGAGAGAGAGAGAGAGAGAGAGAAGGAGAGGACAGUGGAUGCAACACACACCCUGAGAUGCUGUGCUGGCUGAGAGAGGACGAGAUGUCGGUCCAGGAGCUCCUACAGAGGGUGCAGUGUGUCAUCACACAUGUCGAUGAGAUCAUGCAGCAGGAGAUCAGGCCUCUACUGGCUGUAGACAUCAUAGAGCAGCUUCAUCGCCAGUUUGCCUUGCUCUCAGGAGGGCGGGGGAAUGAUGGUGCUCCCAUCAUCACGUUCCCAGAGUACUCAGGCUUCAGUGAAGUGCCAGAGGAAGACUUCCUCAAUGUCGUUACUUACCUGACCAGCAUCCCCAGUCUGGAUGCUGCCAGCAUCGGUUUCAUUAUCAUCAUCGAUCGGCGGAAGGACAAAUGGAGCUCAGUAAAGGCCUCACUAUCAAGGAUUGCUGGGGCUUUUCCAGGAAACCUGCAGCUGGUGUUGGUGCUGAGGCCGUCCAGGUUCUUCCAAAGGGCUAUAGCAGACAUUGGGAUCAAGCUGCACAAGGAUGACUUUAAAAUGAAGAUUGUGAUGCUGAACUCUCUGUCGGAUCUACAUGGCUAUGUGGAUAAAGGCCAACUGACCCGGGAGCUAGGAGGAAGCCUGGAGUACUGUCACAGUCAGUGGAUACACCACCGAACUGCCAUAGAGAACUUUGCCAUGACAGUGAAAACCACAGCCCAGAUGUUACAGAAGUUUGGGACAGACCUGGCAGAGAUGGAGCUUCCUAAUGACAUCCAGUGCACCAAAGACCUGCUCACAGCCCACACCAACAAACACAACAACCUCAAGGAUGAACUGAAGCUGGCUUUGAAGCAGGGCACCACCUUGUUAGGUUGUAUCAAGGAGCAGGCAGCUAAGUCAGAGAAUCACAAACUCAACCCAGAUGAGAUGGAGAACCAAACCACUGUGGAAAGGCUCCUAGCCCAGUUGGAUGAGACAGAGAAUGCCUUUGAACAGUUCUGGUGUAAACAUCAUCUGAAACUGGAGCAGUGCCUACAGCUACGCCACUUUGAACAGGACUUCAGAGAGGUCAAAGUGUCUCUAGAUUCUUUGUGGGAAAGUCUGACCAGCUUAUCGGUUAUUGGGGAUUGUCUGGCCAGAGUUGAACAACUGCUAAAGGAUCUGAAAACGUUGGAAGAGAAGGCUCAGCCCACACUUGAAAAGGCCCAGCUCCAUGCACUGCACGGUGACCAGCUGAUCCAGAGCAACCACUAUGCUGUGGACUCUAUACGACCCAAAUGUGUAGAGCUCCGGCGGGUCUGCGAUGACUUCAGCAAUGAGGCCAAGAAAAAGACGGAUGUUCUGUCCAAAUCCCUGCAGAUACACACAGGCAUUGAAAAGGUAAACCAGUGGUGUGAGUCUGGCAUCUACCUACUGGCCUCCCAGGCUGUGGAUAAGUGUCAGACACAGGAAGGGGCAGAGUCAGCACUGACUGACAUCGAACACUUUCUGGAGUCAGCAGAAAAGAGCCAACUGACUGAACUGAGGAACCUCCACAACCAGUAUGAAGUUGUCCUGUCUGAGGAUAUCAAGAUCAGUGUCCUGAAGGCACUGAAGCGACUGGAGGAUGUUCAGGAGAUGUUUGAGAAGCGGCAUGUCAGUCUGAAGAGACUGUCAGCUAAACAGACGAGGCCUGUCCAGCCCGUUGCCCCACGGCCUGAGUCCUCUCCAAAAAGGCCCUCACUGAAGAACCCGACCAGGACUACAGGGAGCCAACAGCCUCUGGCUCGCAGAGCCUCUGAUAACUCUAACAGUGGCAAGCAGCCAGCUGAGGCUGAUCCCAACAAGAGGAAGAACAUACGCAAGGCCAAGGGAGGCAUCAAGAUUGAGGUGAUGCAUGAGGAAAGCCAAGGAGGUUCCACCCAUGUCGUAGUCACCAGUGAGACAGAGGAGAGUUUGUCCAACAGACGCAGACACAUCAUGACUGAGCUGAUUGAAACAGAGAGGCUAUAUGUGGAGGAACUGCAAAGCAUCAUGGAGGGUUAUUUUGAAGAGCUAGAUAACCCAGAGCUCAGCCACCUCACACCUCCCUCACUGGAGAACAAACGGGAUGUGCUGUUUGGCAACCUGCCAGAGAUAUAUGAUUUUCACAACAAGACAUUUCUGAGGGAGCUGGAGGACUGUAUAGAAAAACCAGAACUGGUGGGAACCUGCUUUCUGAAAAGGAAAGAAGAGCUUCAGGUGUAUGAGAAAUACUGUCAGAAUAAACCCCGCUCUGAAGUCCUCUGGAGACAGUGUGGAGACAGUGUGUUCUUCCAGGAAUGCCAGAAGAAACUGGACCACAAGCUCUCUCUGGAUGCCUACCUGCUAAAGCCUGUCCAGAGGAUUACCAAAUACCAACUCAUGCUCAAGGAGAUGUUAAAAUGCAGUAAGAGUGAGGGGACGGCUGAGUUGGAGGAAGCUUUAGCUACCAUGCUGGAUAUCAUCAAGUCUGUCAAUGACUCCAUGCACCAGAUAGCCAUCACUGGCUUUGAGGGAAACCUGAGUGAACUGGGCAAGCUGCUGAUGCAGGGAUCCUUUAAUGUGUGGACUGACCACAAGAAAGGCCACAGCAAGGUGAAGGACCUGGCCAGGUUUAAGCCCAUGCAGAGGCACCUCUUCCUGUAUGACAAGAUGCUGCUGUUUUGUAAGAAGCGAGAGGAGACCACAGAUGGACAUGAGAAGACCCCAUCCUACAGCUUCAAACAUUCACUCAAGAUGAGUGCUGUGGGCAUCACAGAGAACGUCAAAGGAGACAACAAGAAGUUUGAGGUGUGGUACAACAGCAGAGAGGUGGUUUACAUCAUCCAGGCUCCUUCCAUGGAUGUGAAAAAUAUGUGGGUGUCAGAGAUUCGUAAAGUUCUUACAGGCCAGCUCGAGGCAUGCAGAGAAGCCAGUCAGCUCAACAUCUAUGGAGCCCCCAUGAGGAAUGUUCAACAACGGAAGCUGGCGCUGAAACAGUCUGAUUCAUCAAGUCCAGAGUCCGGCUUCAGGAGGGCCAACCCCAGCCCUAAUAUGAGACAGAAAAGAGUUGAUGCUUCUGCCAGCCAAUCAGGCCAAUCGGUUGCUAACACUAGGAAACGCUUCACGUUGCAGGGACUUUCCAACAGGAGGUCUCUUCCAGCAGAGCCUGCGGCUAAGGAGGCCGAGGUCCCCCGCCGCUUCUCUCUCACCUCCUCUCUCGCCUCUUCUUCUUCCUCCUCCUUCGCAACACGACGCACAAAAGGUCCCCUCUCUGCUAGCAUAAAGAGCAAGAGACAUGAAAUAAAGAGUGAUCCCACUCCUUUUGGUUAUGAAGAUACUUUGCGUGGUGCUAUGGCUGCAGCUGGGAAACGUCAGAGCAUGACUAGCAGCACUGCUACUGCUGUUGGUGGCACCUCAGCUGUUCCCAGAUCCACCUCCCAACCAGGCUGGACACAGCGACGUCUCCCUUCCAUGGACACAGAGGACUUUGAGACAAUCCCUUCCAGUGCAGAGGAAUCCUCCAACUCUUCAGAAGAAGAAGGCAACAAUAAAAAUGGUGACAGCAGUCGUUUCCGGGUGCAGCUGACUUAUGAGUCCCAUGAAGCACGGAACGCGUCUCUGGAGACAGGUGACCUGGUCCAGUUUCUGGAAGAAACAGAGAACAGACACUGAUAUCGUCAGUGAUCUGUGUACAGCAGCUCUCUCAGACCAGGAUGGAAAUGAAGCCAGUGUGUUGGGAAAUGUAUCUCAGGACAGCUAUUAAACAUAGCUGAAUACUGUAGUUCAUUAUGUUGGGCUACAAGCAUUUUGUUGGAUCACAAACAUGACUGAUAACUCAGACUAUAGUUUUUCAACUGGAAUUUCCUAAGCUGGACUUAAUAUCAACAAUGAAUAUCAAUGACUAAUGUUUUUUUUACUUACAUUUCUUUUGUUGGACAACAAAUAUUAUUAUUGUUGUUACUGUUUUUAAACCGUAGUUUUUCACUUCUGACUCAUUGAAGCUUCUCAGUGGAGCCUCUGAAAAAAGUUGGAACAUGCCUGAAUGCCACCAUGGGAAAGCCAUAUAAAAUUUUUAAUUGAAUCAGCUGUUGUCUCUGGAGACUGAAGACUAAUGGAUGUGGACACUGAACUUUACACCCAAAGGAAGAUGAAUUCAGAUUACAUACUGUAGAAAAUGCAAUUCCAAGUAUGACUUGGAUAACCACAGGAAAAAGUGAUCAAUUUCAUGUGCUGGUUGUGAGCAGGCCCUGGCAUGAUGCACUGUUUUGCUGCUAUACAGCCCUGAGGCAAAACUCUAAAAGCGUAUGUCCUGCCUCUGCUGCCUGGCUUUAGCUGCUUCAGCUUUUCACAUCUGAUCUACAGACACUCCACAGUAGCUGCGGUAUGUAGAGUACCUACAUAGCAUGUCCAUUCUCACACCAUGUAGAUUUGCAAAUUAUCUAUAUAAAUAUCUCUCAAAGGUUCUAAAAUAUCUCCUUUUCAUAUAUGAAUUUAUAACACAAAUGUUCUUCUCUGUGAAGGCGUGAAAAAAAUGGUUUACUCUGUCUGGAAAGAACAAGUAUUAUAUCCUUUUUUAUUUUUAGUCACUUGAGGGCAGAAACUGCCUUAUAAACCUGACAAAUGUAACUUACAUGUUAACUCUCCUUCAGCGAUUUUUGUGAAAUAUAAGUGGGUAUAUUUUCUGUGUAGAGACAGAAAAUCACUGGCCCCUUUGUCUGUUGUAUUAUGUUGCUAUGUCAGGGGUGCAACAACUGAGAAAACUGAAUUCUAAAGAUAUUUCAUUUCUUUACCAAUGACAGCUAAAUUAUUUUAGAACAGAAAAUACAUGCAAGAAAUAAAUGUGUUUUAUUCUUCAUACAUGGACAGUGAAUAGCAGAUGGAAGAAGCCAAAUGGCUUUUGAUGCAAAUUAAGUGUUAGUGCAUCACAUCUCUUCUUUAGGAUGGGGAUGGAGUGCUGGUGUAAAUCAUGUUUUAGGAAACAGAUCUCUGAGACACGUUAUGUUAUUUGGACUGGAUUUUCACUCACAUGUUUUUUGAAAAUGAUGUAAGAAAAGCCUGGGAAAUGUUUCCUCCAAGUAAUUUAGCAGGAUUUUUAAAAAAAUGUUAUUUAAUUUAUUUUUUUUAAUCAAGAUUCAUUUUCUGUA